AUGGCGGCAUUUUACUCGCAGCACAUCCUACCUGAAGCGCUGACCACACAGUACUCCGUUCUCCAUCAAGGAAGACUAUACCUGGUCAAUGCUCUCGCACAAGAAGAGAGCCAAGGCGAGAGCCUCACGCAUACGCUCAUGGCUCUCCAAGCACAGCUCCACCAUAACGAAACCAGCGAUCCGCCAGUGAACACCAGAAAGCUUCGCCAACAGGUCAAGACAGUCCGUCAGAAACUCGGUUCUUGUCAGAAUCGCGAGCGUGCCCUGGCCGCCAACUUAGCCAGCGUUACUGCCCGAAUGGAAGGCGUGAAGCGAUACAACUGGCAGAACGCGCAGGCGCGAUAUGCAAUCCAGCUCCAGCAGGCUCAGCAGCAUGCGCAGAAUGUGCUCAUGAUGUCGCCGUCACGUCCAGCUUUUGCGUUGAGAAGUCCCGCAAAUGUCGAUCUUGCUGCUGAGAUGCAGUACUUGACCCUGGCGCCAUCGAGCGGUCCCGUCUUUGGGAACCGAGCCUCGCUCGACCCCUACAUUGGCAGCUUCAACCAACCGUUCGCGCCGAUAGACUUAGCAUAUCCGGCCUACGGGGAGCCAUUUCCCGCGCAGAUACAAAUGCCGUUGACUUAUCCGUCGCUUUCGCAAGAAUUGUCAGCCUGGUCCGGCUACGAGGACACACUGGUGAACACGACGAGCGACUCUUCGCCCGUGUCCGCUGUGAGCAUGACAUUGCCGAGCAUCUCACCACUAAUACAGGACUGGGGGUUGGCGAAACACAGUGAGCUCGGUCGUCAAAGGGCCUCCAGCAUGCUCGAAACGGUUCAUGAGUGCCCGCCGAUCGUCAACACUGCCGUACGUAGGUUGAGUCUGCUGGAUGGAAGCGCUGCUUUGAAGCUGGAGAGGGAAGCUGCGGAUGAGCGAUCGAAGGUCAUGUUUUUCGACCAGUCUGGGUAG
Cyphellophora attinorum is the source of this 945-nucleotide messenger RNA. RefSeq lists its product as uncharacterized. Bases 1 to 945 code for a protein of 314 amino acids. The transcript has a single exon. NCBI's taxonomy places the organism in Eukaryota, Fungi, Ascomycota, Eurotiomycetes, Chaetothyriales, Cyphellophoraceae. The record is from RefSeq and is a predicted model, not a curated record.